AUGGAGAAACAACGCCAUCAUUCCACCGACCUUUGGACUCUUCAUAAUGUACGCAUUUGGAUUGCCAUUCUUCUGGCGGCUGCACUUUGCAUUGAGGGUCUAAUGAGGAGCAAUUUGAAUAUGGCCAUGGUAUGUAUGGUGAAUAGGACGGCCGUCGUCGAAUUACAAUCGAAAACUGGUAAAGGAAGCACCUCUCAGAUUCGACCAUCUAUAAUUUCGACCAACUCAAGUGCUGACGAACAUGAAACCAACAAUGAAUCAACGAUCAAUUUGCCACCUACGUGCAAAAAAUUACCGUCUCGUGGUCGGAAGAGUUAUAAUGGGAAAUUGGUGUGGACCGCAAAAGAGCAAGCAUGGAUUUUUGCAUCGUUUUAUGCCGGUGGCUUAUUUGUUGUCAUACCAGGAAGUAGGUCAUCAUUACCUGAUGAUUUGUUUUCAUCAUCAAAUACUCGCAGCAUAGAAAUUAUCAAACGGAAUCUACUGAAGUGGAAAGAUUGUGCCACGACUGCAGUAGUAAAGUGUUUAUAUAAUAGCUGCGCUAUUCUUCAAAUUCAUUGUAGUAGUGUUUUUUCUUUGAAGCUCAGAAACUCGGAAACUUCAUUUCCUGCAAGUCACUUUUGCGCACGUAGGUAG
Messenger RNA from Anisakis simplex (herring worm), 633 nucleotides. The record is from the annotation of a GenBank genome assembly. NCBI's taxonomy places the organism in Eukaryota, Metazoa, Nematoda, Chromadorea, Rhabditida, Anisakidae.